GAUAAGUAGGAACGAUGUAUCCUAGACCGAGCUUCCUCAUGCGCCGUCGAGCUUCGCGCGUGUACAUUCUUUGACCCUGCCGCGUACUUCCUUCUUUACGCAACGAGAAUAUCUCGUCCAGCGUAGGAGCUUGAUUCCAUUUCUACCUCUACUGUCAACUCCAUCUCUCCUCCAAACAUGCCUUUCCUCGCAAAAGAACACUUUCCUCUGUCGAACAAGGACAUCCUUUCAUGGACAUUCGACAAUCUGAACUAUGACUGGGACUCGCCCAUUUACAUCGAUGCUCUCAAUCCCAGCCGAUCGAUAUCCGCACGCCAGGCGAGAACAAUGGCUCGACAGCUAGCUGCUGGGUUGAAGAAGAUCGGUCUGAAGAAGGGCGACUGUGUCUCCAUCCACUCGGCGAACGACAUCUACUACCCGAUUUUCUUCCUCGGCGUUAUCGCUGCUGGAGGCGUCUAUGCCGGGACCAAUCCAGGGUACACGAUCCACGAGCUGGAACACACAACUCGCAUAGCGAAGGUCAAGUUCAUCUUCUCCCAACCAGAGCUGAUGGACAACAUUGUGAAGGCGGCAGACGCGAAUGGCAUCAAGAAAGAGAACUUGGUCGUUUUCAAUCCGCAUGGAGAGAAAGCACCUCCAGGCUUCCUUCAGUGGAAAGACCUUCUACAACACGGCGAGGUCGACUGGGAACGAUUUGACGAUUACGAAACCGCAUAUCAGACGGGAGCUGCCAGACUGUAUUCUUCGGGCACGACCGGUCUCCCAAAAGCUGCCGAGCUCUCCCAUCUCAACCUGACUGCACAGCACAUGCUCGUGUACGAACACAACCCGAAGCCAUACAAAGUGAGAAGGCUUUGUGCUCUGCCCAUGUUCCAUGCGGCCACGGCACCCAAUAUCUUCUGCACACCUCUCCGCAAUGGCGAGCGAUGUUAUGUGCUCCCGAAAUUCGAUCUUGAGAAGUGGUUCUGGGCCCAUGGGGAAUACCAGAUCACAGACUUUGGAGCCGUUCCCCCGAUCGUGAUCAUGGCGAUCAAUAGCCCACUCAAGGAUAAGUACAGCUUCAAGUCGGUCAAGGCAGGCCAGAUUGGAGCUGCUCCGCUGGACAAAGGCCCUCAAGCACGGAUGCAGGCACUUCUCGGAAAAGAGGCGCCGUUCACUCAAGUCUGGGGCAUGACAGAGACGAGCUGCAUCGCAACACGGCAUAAGUACCCUAGCCACGACACGACCGGCAGCGUUGGUGUGCCGCUUGCAAAUCUCGACCUGAAGUUGGUGGACGAUGAUGGCAAGGAUAUCUCGGAUUAUGGCGUUCGAGGAGAAUUGUGUGUUCGGGGACCCACUGUCAUCAAGGGCUACUACGACAACCCGGAAGCCAACGCAAGAGAUUGGGACGAGGACAACUUCUUCCAUACCGGAGACAUUGGCUGGGUGGAUCCAGAUACCAAGCUUUACUACAUCGUCGACCGGAAGAAGGAGCUCAUCAAAGUCCGCGGCUUCCAGGUCGCUCCGCCAGAGCUCGAGGGAGUGCUACUGUCACAUCCAGAGAUUGUCGAUGCAGCUGUGAUUGGCGUGCCUGACCCUGU
This is a messenger RNA of Zymoseptoria tritici IPO323, 1580 nucleotides long. RefSeq lists its product as uncharacterized. Gene Ontology annotation, biological process: secondary metabolic process. Gene Ontology annotation, molecular function: CoA-ligase activity. The annotation marks the transcript as partial. The record is from RefSeq and is a predicted model, not a curated record. NCBI's taxonomy places the organism in Eukaryota, Fungi, Ascomycota, Dothideomycetes, Mycosphaerellales, Mycosphaerellaceae. The transcript is spliced from 2 exons.